Messenger RNA from Podarcis lilfordi (Lilford's wall lizard), 10223 nucleotides. Lineage: Eukaryota; Metazoa; Chordata; Lepidosauria; Squamata; Lacertidae. The record is from the annotation of a GenBank genome assembly.
AUGACUGCGACGCUCAAGGACAGUUCCAGUUCUUCUUGUCUAGCGGCAGGAGCUGUGCACUUGAUUCCCGCUCCCUCCCAUUUCCCAUCAGAUAUAAAAGCUCCGCUUCCAGACACCAGCGCACAGAGCGCUAAACAGCAAAAGGUGCUGCUGGAGCUGCCCACUGCUUCUCUUUUCUGCACAGCUUUAGGCAAAGCAUCUGUCUGCUUCCUCACCAUGUGUCGGGGGUUAGCUUCCCUUCCUACAAGCUGCUUGGAAAGGUAAGAGGCUGGAAAAUAUUUGGGGCUCUUAGCAAACAACUGCUGAGUUGAUAAAACAGGAGUGUGCUUUGCUUCAACAUCUAUACUGAUCGGGGUAACAUUUGUGUACAACCAUAGCUCAUACUCCUAUAGUAUCUUCUAAAGAAUGGAAAAACUUUUGUUAGUUAGAUGAGCAAGAUCUAUCACUGGCAAGGGCAGGAAGUGCGGGGGGAGGGGGGGAAUAAUUCAAACAAGCAAACAAAAUAACUGCAUUUAUCCUGAAUUUCUGUUACUCUUGUUGAGGGAUGCUUCCUGGUCCGUACAUACUUUUGCUUUCACUCAAAAGGAAGGCUUUUAAAUGUUAUAAUGAAAUCUUUUUCUCCAAACGAUCACCUGUUUUUGCAAUGCGGUUCUACAAGACACUUCUGCAAGCAGCACUCUGCACAAUUAGCAUUCCUGCCACACACCACCCAGAGGGGGGUGAGCUAAGAAUAGAAAGUGGCGCGCCAGGCAGUCAUCUACAAAGUGUCGCAGUGAUGCACCAAGCGGGGAGGCACCUCUGUGUGGCUGGUUGCAGACGCACUACAGCAGGCAGGCAGCUGUCAUAAGAAAUCUAAAAACGGGAGACCGUGUCCGCAUUGUUAUGGCUAGCGCAGCAGCAAGUAAAUCUGGGUCACUGAGAAGUGGUGCAAAGGAAGUUCAGGAGAGAUGGCAUGGAAGAAACUCAGCUUCAUGCGGUUUUGAAGAAGGAAUGUGAUUGUUGUCAUUAGUAGUAUUAAUUUCUCUACCGUUAUUGAUGUAACAUUUUACUUAACCGAAUAAUAGUGUUCACAGUUUAUAUUUUGACACUGGGGGAGACAACAAGAGGGGGAGGAAAUAAAGAGAAAUCAUAAACAGGAUGUUUCUCUUGAGCUUAGUUUCAGCUGAGCAUGACAAUAGAGGACAGUGUUGAAUGUCUACCUGAAAAGCAGCAGUGAGCAAUUUCAGUUGUGACCUGCUUGAGGCAGGGACCUAUCCUUUCCCCUAGUAAUUGUAGAAACUCUGGCUUACUGUAUUAUCCACCCAAGUGAGACAGACAUAUCAGUCCUUUUAAUAGCAAAGAAAGAAUAAUACUAUUGCAGGCAUGCUCUUCCUGGUUUCUAUACUUUGUCCAAGAAUGUGGGGUUGUUGUUUUAUACCUGUGAACAAACACUUUUUCCUGGAAAGCUUGAGGCAUGCAAAUAGAGACCUCUUUAUGCACUGGUGACGGUGUUCAUUCCCCCACCCCACCAUCAUCUAUGGUCAAGCUGUUGUGGUGCUUUAAAGCGUCAGAGACAGUGGCAGAGGAAAAAGAGUGAAUGUGUUGAAUCUCUGGACCUUAAAUAUUCCAGUUCUCUGACAGAUGCAUUCAACAACAUAGAGCUUUGAGGAAUAAGAGAGACUAUCAGAGGAUGCCUGAACAGGAAGAGCAAUCUUGCAGGGAAACAUAAGAGUAGAGGAAGAGACUAAAGGGACAGCAGAUGCUCCAAGCGGAAAUUAUUUGGUCUUUACAAAAAGUGGUUAACAAACAGUUCCAUCUGCAUGUUGUGAUAUUCCAGUCCUUUUGCAUCUGAAGAGCAGGUGCCACAUAACAAAAUGUACCAAACAAGUGAAGAAACUGUCCAUCAAAAGUGGAGGUCUUAGGUUACACUUGCGUCCCACUUGAGAGCUUCCCUGGGGCCACUGGGCAAACAGAAUUUUGGUUCAUUUGUGUGACCUUCGGAUCACUUCUUGGAGCCAUAGCUGGGCACCAUAUGUGACAAUCAUGACAGACUUUCCAAGAGUCCCCUGGCACAGAGGGCGAGGGGUUAAUGAUGCCAGGGAUGAAGAGAAGCUGUUACAAGAGGUUCCAGUUUAUUAAACAGGAAGGGCACUAGGGAAUCCUUAAUGUUGUAAAGGUUACACAGUUCAGAUAUUAACCACUGAAUCUGAAGGCUAAAAAUAAGCUAGCUUUGCUGCCAGCUAGAUCCCAUUGUCCAUAAAAGUGGGAACUAGGUGGGAAAUAAAAAUCUUUUUUUAAAAAAGGGGAACUCGGGGAAAGUUGUGUAGCCAUGAAAGCAUGAUUAACACACAGAGCCCGCAAGCACAAUAAACACAAUACCCAAUUGCUGUAUUAGAGGCCUCGAAUCAUUACAGCAGUCGUUGAAGGACCAAAUGGCCACCCAUCUGUCAAAGAUGAUUAAAUUACUUGCAUGUGUAAUCCUGCCUUGCCUUCUGCAUUAAUGGGAAUUACAGCUUGAUUAGGAAUUCUACAUUACUGAAAUGCUUGCAUGCCCUCACACAGCAGGAAUUAGUAUUGUUUCUCCCUCUCUCUCUCUCUCUCCCCAUCAUAUAUCUCCUACAUUUAUUUGAACAAACAUGCAACAACUCUUCUCUCCAGCCAGGAGCAUAGGAAGGGGGGCGGUGGGGGUGGUCUGCCCCGGGUGCCCUCACUGAGGGGGGUGACAUGCAGAUCCCAAGUCUCCCCGAGCCGUUGGGGAAAGGGGAGGAGCUGCACCGCCUUGCCAGCGGCAUCCCCCCUUUGCCCUUCAUUCUGACAGCUCGGGGGAGGCUUGGGAGUCGCGGGCAGCAGCGAGCCAAAUGUCCGCCCUGUGAGCAGCUCGCUCUGCCCCUGGCUGCAGGGCGCACACACCGCUCCGGGCACCCAAGCGGCUGUCCCACGCCUGGGAGGGCACCCUCCGCGCCACGCCCCCCUCAGGAGCACGGAUGUAUGCUCCACCGCUGUCUCCAGCCCCCAAUGUAUAGCUCUGCAAAUUCACACCAAAAGCCAACAGCCAGUUUGGAACCAGGCAGAUGGUGGUUUUCACUUGAAGCCGCUCUCUUCUUUUUAAGGAACACACACUGCUGCCCCCUCGUGGCCACUUCUUGUUUUACCUUAAAAUUCAUUUUGACAUUCUUCCAUUCCUCUCAUUCUGCAGAGCAAAGGAAUUCAAGACCCGCUUGGGGAUCCUGCUUCAUAAACCAGAUCUGGGAUAUAAAAUUGGGAGCCUGAGCCGAAGCACAAAGCAGAGGUAAGUCAUGUGCUGAAGGUAGCGUAAAAAAAAACACCUGGUCCAACCUAGAGCACUGCUGCAGCUACUUAAGAGGGACCGGUCCUGAAAGGUGCAAUGGAGCAGUGCAACAUUAAAUAUAUGUAUUAGCUCCUAAGGAAUUCAGUGAGAGGGAGGACUCAUAACUAGCUGUCUAUGGAAGAAAACUGUUCUUCAGCCAUGACCUGCCCUCCUGAGUCUGAGCUGUUGCCAUCCAUCUGUCUCAAGAGACAACGGCAUGUGCCUCUGGGCAUGAGGUCAAACUGCUGUGUCAGUAGCACCCAGGUCACUUCCCCCAGGAGCAAGCCUGGGCAGUGUGUCUGGAGGUCCUGGGCUGCCCAGACAACAAGACCUCACUGAAGUGGUCCAAAGGAAAGCAGAGCAAUAUGUUUAGCACCAACCUGGCUGCAGAAGUUGCUGGAAGGAGGCGUACAAGACGCCAUCCAACCAUCUUAGGGAUUCCACUCCAGAUUUGUGCAGGGCUCACUCUUUAGCCUUUUCUUCUCCUGAAGAUAUCCCAUAAGGCAGUGGAGGUUUAGGAUCAUAGUUUUCCUUCUCUUAGAUGGACUAUCUUCCCAGGUUGAUGAGCCCCAUCUGCCCCUCACUUCCCUUUUCAGCACGUGCAGAAACCACCGCUCAACCCAUGUAGUCUGAGUAAAUUCCAGUGAUCCAGUGGGGUGGCUUAUGUGUGCUCAAGCUAGAAGCCAGCUUGUUGUCUGCAAGAACAGGGACCCAUGUUUUCCCAUACAGCUAACAAGAAAUAGGAGAACUGAAGACCUUGCUUCAGCUGUUUUCUAAACAUUGUAACCACACCAUGGAAACCAUACAAGGUGAAAUUAAGAGACAGAUACAUCCUUCUGCCUCCCCCCCCCCAUAAGUGGUGAUGAGGGUGUUUGCUUUAGUUUAGGAUCUCUGGGCUUCUUGUCUUGUCUGCUCCUCUGCCUAAACUCUUCACCCCAACAUUCCUAUUGGCACCACCAUGAUUUUAACAUUUAUUUUCCUCUCCAGAUAUGCCUUAGAAGAGGUGCUCGGAUGGAAGGAGUCUUUUGACCAUCUUCUGAGAAGCAAAAGUGAGUAUGCCUUUUCACAGUCCCCAACAUGUCAAAGGGAGCAGAGAGUUUUUCCAAAACUUGUUUUAGGAAAACACAUUCCUUCCCCCCAUAGCUACCAAAUGCAUGCCUUGAUUGUUCCAUAAUUCCUUCAAGUGCGAUAUGUCCUACAGUGUACUGUGCCUCAGACAGGUUCACUUCUGGGUCAGAUUAAUGUAUGAUUAAACAUGCCCUUGAAUGCAACGCUUGGUUUCCCCUGUCUUUUUAAAAAAACGAAUACCAGCCACAGGCAGCUCCAUUUCAUAUAAGGACUACAGUAUGCGGGGAGGCGUUUAACUCCCCCCCCCGUGCCAUUUCCCCACUGCAUAUCUCCCCACACAUUCCCAGUCCAAGCUGCUAGAUCCUGCAGCUAGAGACAGAUAAAUAACACAGAGCAGAGAGUGUUCUUUUAAACAACAAUUCAAUCCUCAGACAAGGCCCUGUGGUGGUUUAAAUAAUAUAUAUACUAUAGAAAAGUUAGCUGCCCAUCAGUUUGCUCCAAACCUGCUGAUUUGGAUAUAUUUAUAAAAUAUUUCCUGCCUAUGCUCCAGUUCUCCCAAAAUAAUUUUUCUACCAAUGUUCUGACCCUUGUUCCGCACAAGGGUUUUAUUCCUAUGUCUUUUCUUUCUAAAAAAUAAAUAAAUCCCAUAGCAUUGUGUUAAUGUCUGUAAGAAAAAGUGCAUCCUUCUGUUCUCUUCACUCUCCUUCCAAGCUAAACAUUCUCUGUCCUCCUUCACAGGUGGCCUGGCAGCAUUUCAUGGCUUCCUCAAAACAGAGUUCAGUGAAGAGAACCUGGAGUUCUGGCUGGCCUGUGAGGAGUAUAAGAAAACCCACUCAAAAGCCAAACUAGCAGCCAAAGCCAACAGGAUUUUUGAAGAUUUUGUUCAAAAUGAGGCCCCCAAAGAGGUGAGUAAAAUUUCUCAGUAUGAUGCAAUCCUUUAAAAAAAAAUACUACUGCAUUUGCACCCUAUAUUUCCUCUAAGGUUCUCAAGACAGCAUACAUGUUUCCUUCCCCACGAUCACUCUAUUUUAUCCUCACAACGAGCUUGUGAAGUAGGUUAGACUGAGAGAUAGCGCAGGACACUUUGCUGCUGGAAGCAAAAUGCUCGGCUGCCACCCCCCGGCCACUGCCCCCUUUGCCACCACUGCAGUCUUGCCUUGGGAUAUGGGGGGGGGGUGGCGGCAUGAGGCUCUGCAAUGACUUUUCCUAGAGGAAAUUUUUGUUUUUAUUUGUUUAAUUUGUAUACCGUCCUAUGUCUGUAGAUAAAGCUUCACCGUCAGGAGGGAGGAGGGAGGCUCUGCAAGGAGCAAAUCUGCCUCCUCUCUGGCGUCUGCUGCGCUGAGGCAACUGCCUCACUUUGCUUCAUGGGCCAGCCAGCCUGCAGCUGACCCCAAGUCACCCUGUGAGGGUUGUGGGUCUCCCCAGUCCUCCUUCCAUACUCUUAACUGCUUCACACUGGCUCUGCUAGAAUGCAUACAAUACCUGUUGCUUUUCCUCACUGUUAAGAAACAUAUUGGCAUAGAAUUAAUUGCUGCUGUGUUCCUUACAGGUGAACCUUGACCAUGAAACCAGAGAGGCGACCAGGAGGAACCUCACCAUUGCCAAUUCUGCUUGCUUUGAAGAAGCCCAAGCAAAAACCCACACCUUGAUGGAGAAGGACUCCUAUCCCAGAUUUCUGAAAUCUGCCUAUUACAGGGACCUGACAGAGCAAGCGACCAGCCACAGGACAGGCAAGCCCACACACACCUGAAGCUGCUCAUUGUCACUGCUAGGACUUGUGUUGGGGGAACAGAGACAAAGAAUGAACCAGGAGAGGCAGGAGCCUCAGAGGGAGGUAAUAAGAGCUUUCCAGUGGUGGAGUUUAGGCUGGGCCUUUACAUCGGCCAGGAUGCCUGGGACCUCAUAUGCUUCCAUACACCCAGGAGCUCUACCAAGAAAAGGCCUUCCCUGGCAUCUAGGAAGGGCAGAAAACAGGCGCUCAUGUGAGAAGCACCGGAGAAAAUUGUGUAAGAAAGAACCUGCGCUCCAAGUAGGACGAAGAAAGCAGAAGGGAAGGCGAGAAUUGAGGGGCAGAGAACUAGAAAGGUUGAAUUCCUCUCUAAAACUGUGUAUCAUCCUCGUGUUCAAUGUUAUGCACCUGUGCACCCGUCCGCAUGCAUCAGACUCUAUCUGCUUUCAGAAUCCAGUAUCUGCACUUGCAAAACACAGACGACAAACUGUAUCUAGCACACAGGGGUUUGAAAUCUCCAGCUACCGCAUGACAGUUCCAGAAGCACACAGCUCUCUGCAUGUUUGUACACCAACCAGCUGAACAGUCAAGACUUAGCAUCCUUAACAGUGCAGGUGUUGCUUUGCCUUUGUACCCAGAGGAAUGCUGCAUCUGCUUUGAUCCAACUGCAUAUCUGCCUUCUGCCAUGAUGGGCAAACUUCCUUCCAGUGACAUUUGCAGAAGCCAACAAACUCUGUGAACAUUAUAAGCAACCUUGGGUGACAUGCCCCAUUUUUUAAUGGUUUCCCAUUUAUUGUUAAUUAUUACAGUGAUUAUUAAUAAUUAUUUAUUUAGAUAGGGCAUUUAAUGAGCACAGCACUUUCGACACAGGUACAAGUCACUGCAGCAAGGGGCCUGCAAAUGAUAUCUCCGCUGAUUUCACGAUACCUAUAAGACUACAUUGACAGGUGGCAUCAGCAGAGAGGUAAAGAAAAAGAGAGAGUGGGAAACAAGACUAGAUUGGCCUUGCAAAUAUAAGUCUGCAAAAGUUAUUAAUUCCUCACCCCUCCAUGAAAAAUACAACUACUACCCUGGUGGUCCAAACAAAACGUGUUACAGAGCAUUCUACGCCUGUUUACUUGAAAGAAAGUCCCGCUUUUUUAAAUGGGACUUGCUCCGAAAUAAGUGUGCAUGUGUAAAGGUUUGCUGUCUCAAUCAUGUGCAGCACAGUUGACAGCUUGAAAGGGCAGGGGAAGAGAAACUUUCCAGUGAACACACCCUUCCCUGCCUGAAGAUUAUUUUCUUUUAUAAAUUGUAUUUUUGCAUUUUCAAUUUUACAAGAAUAAACAAAAGAAAGAUACACACUCAAACAGAAACAUACUGUAAAAUCCCCAUUGAUUUCCCUCCCGCCCUUUGUGAAUCCUCAUAAGAUUUUCCCUCUGCAUCUCUUCCAUAACUCUAUUCUUAUAAGUCCUUUAUCAAUCCAUAGCUCAAAUUUUUACUACAAGUUUUCUGUCAGUCCUACCAAUGAAUUUGUUUACUAUAGUUUUUAAAAUAGAUUAUAUACUUUCCCCAUUCCUUAUUAAAAUCAGCCUCUUCCUGGUUUCUAAUUCUUCCUGUAAGUUUUGCCAUCUCGGCAUAGUUCAUCCAUUUUAUCUGCCAUUCUUCAUUGGUCAGAGUUGUACCAUCUUUCCAUCUCUGGGCUACCAGAAUCCUUGCAGCCGUGGUCGCGAACAUAAAUAAUUUCAUCUGGUCCUUCAGAAUCUCGGCACCUAAAAUUCCUAAAAGAAAAGCUUCUGGUCUCUUAAGAAAAGUUAUUUUCAGCAUUUUGUUCAGGUCGUUAUAUAUCAUUUCCCAGAAGUCGUUUACCACCUUACAAUGACCACCAUAUAUGAUAAAAGGUGCCCUCCUCCUCUUCGCAUUUCAAGCAUGUUUUAGACUUUGAUUGUACAUUUUAGCUAAUUAACUAGGAGUUAAAUACCAACAAUACAUUAUUUUCAUAUAAUUUUCCUUCAGAGCGUAACAUGCUGUGAAUUUAAACUUGUUGUCCAUAAUCUCUCCCAUGCUGCUAACUCAAUAUUGUACCCCAAAUCCUUCACCCAGUGAAUCAUCAUGGAUUUGACCUGUUCAUCUUUUGUUUGCCAAUAUUAUUCUUACUCAUAAUCACAGGUGACCAGGUGACUAGGUAUUUGCAGUCCUUGACCAAAAUGCAAUCAGGGAAAGUUAAAAGGCCCAGCAGGGAUGAAAAGCUGUCUGAUUUACAAGCGACUUACUGCAGACCAGUCUCACUUAAAUUCUGAAAAUAGAAUAAAUGGAGAUUAUUUGGGGAAUAUUAAAACACUGUUCAAUUGUAGCCUCAUCUCCAGUGCAAGACCUGUUGAAACUGAUAGCAAUCUUGCAUGUGGAACUUCCAAUAUUCCAAUUUUGUAGGGCUAUAUGUACAAGAGAUGUUUCCAGUGAAUUGUGCCUGUAGACUGACAGGUUUGGAGGAAGGACAUUUUGAAAAAGGAGACAAGGAAAAACCUGGUAAAUGAAGAAUGAUGUGAAUGGGCAAACAAAGGCAAAUUCUGCUGCUAAAGCAGUACACACAGAACAAAGAUAUAUGAUUAAUCAUGUUAGCAAGUUAGUAGGCCCAUUGUAACUUAAUGCAUAUAAUACUGUAGAAUGGAAGGUGGGUGCAGGAGUGGCCCAGUCAUUCAGCAGGGCAGACACUAUGAGAUUUUACUGAUCCAACUUGUGUAAUGGAUAGACAGGAUCCUGGAUUACAACUGAGAAGGGGCACAGGCUCGCAGUCAUUGAAUCCCUGCUCAUUUGUACUUUCAUACAUCUUGUAAUGUACACCAGCUAGGAUUGUACGCGCAAGAUAACGCUGGCAGCAACAGAAUGUGCCACACCUGGCUGAACAAUUGUACGCCAGGUAGUUUGUUAAAAUCAGCCCUGACGCCCUGCCUUGCUUGCUCAUUUGACAAACUGCAAAAUACCAAGCAGAGCAUUUGUUCACAACAGAAACCUAUCUAGACUUAUGUGAAUUAAGUACUGGAAGUAGCUGAGAAAAUAAACAGUCAAACUGCAACUACUGAGCAAUUUACAGUGCUGUUUCUGUUGCUGCUGCUGCUAGUAAAGCUUUCAAAUACCAGUAAGAUCAGUUUAUGCUUUUCUUUCAUUUAUCCACAAGCAACAUUUCCCAGAGCAGAUGCACCCUGAGCCAAUAGCAAAAGCCUCUUGCAUGCGGCAACUCACUUGGCAGAGACCAUAUCCUGAGGUUCUUAUUCUGGUUUUGAUUAACCUUAUUCAGACAAACUCCUGUUGACUUCUGUGAAGUGUUGUCUGAAAAAGGAGACAUGCUGCAGUUUUCCUUCUGAAGUCUAUGGUUAAAACCUCCCUCCAUGGACUUCACUGGUGAAAGAACAGUAUAUAUAUAUAUAUAUGUAUAUAAAGUUAUAUAAGCCAAACCAUGUUUACACAAACUUUUCUUUUUUUAAAAAAACCCAAUGCUACUUUUGCGGGUCUACUUGGGGUGAACUCUUUUCUGCUGCAGUGUUUGCAUGCCAAUGUGAUUUAACCAUCGAUCUGCCUGCAUGCCAAAAUAAAUAUUCUUCAGCAGCAAAGGAGGGUGGAGGAUAUGAAUUUGAAAAAUGUACUCUACCCAGUUCUUUGCAUUAUUCUGUUUCGCACAGCUGCCAUGCUGCCCCUUUAUUGUUGGUUUUCUUGAGAAGUUCUACAAAAUAUAAAGCAUUUCUUAAUGCUGAACCACAGAUGAGAAAUUGUGAGAUGCCUGUCUAGUGGUCGGUGAUUCCACCAGCAAACCAGCAAUGAAGUGACCAGGCCUUUGCAGCCCAGUUUAAAACCCCAGAAUGAAAUGUACUGUCCUAUUGCUGAAGUUAGCCUGGCCAGAAGUCUAAGAGAAGAUGAACUGGAAUUCUCCCCAAGGCCAGAGCUGCCUUAAUAUUUAUUAUUUAUUUACAACUGGAACUUAUUCCGGUUCUUUCAGUGUGAAUGACUGAGAUACUACGUUGUGGAUUCAAGAAUGUUAUAAUGUUGUUGUUAUAAUAUUAUUUGAAAAUAAAUCAGUUACAAAACCAGUGCAAUGGAAAUCUGUUUCAUAUUGGCCAGGGAGGAGGAAGGGGGGGAGGAAAGGGG